Messenger RNA from Panicum virgatum (switchgrass), 1107 nucleotides. RefSeq lists its product as uncharacterized. Gene Ontology annotation, molecular function: zinc ion binding; nucleic acid binding. Lineage: Eukaryota; Viridiplantae; Streptophyta; Magnoliopsida; Poales; Poaceae. Bases 1 to 1107 code for a protein of 368 amino acids. The record is from RefSeq and is a predicted model, not a curated record. The transcript has 4 exons.
AUGGCCAGUCAGGGUUGGUGUGCAGACAGGCUUGGUGAGUGGGUGAAGAAGAACCCAAAAAAAGGAGCAAAGGAUGCAAAAAAGAAGCUGGAGAGUGACUUUGGUAUAAAGCUGAAAUACUCAAAGGCCUGGUCUGGACUGAAACAUGCCCUGGAUCAAAUCCAUGGAGAUGUUUUCACUGAGCAUCUCUACCCUGCUGCUAAGAGCUUCACUGAGUACAUGUUCAAAUGGCACAUGAAGAGAAUUUUUGAGUUUGCUCCAGGUGCCAUAGACUACCUUGAAGAGAAUCACCCUAGGAUUUGGUACAGAUCUGGGUUCUCUAAGCUUAGCAAGUGUGACUAUUUGACUAAUAACGUGUCUGAGAGUUUCAAUGCUCAGAUCAAGCAUUUGAAAGGCCUUCAUCUCCAUGAGCUUGUAGAUAGGAUUAGGGAGCUCAUUAUGGAGAAAAGGUACAUUAGAAAGAAGUUGGAACAGCAAUGGCAAGAUGGAGUUCUACCUCAAGUCAUGAAUGAUCUGAAUGUUAUAAGCCAGAAUCUGAAGGUUGUGAAGAUCACUGUCAGUGAUGAUGAUUUUGCAGAGGUGACACUUCUUGAUGACUGGAACAACCAGAGGAGGCACACAGUGAAUCUGAAAGAUAACACUUGCCCAUGCAGAGAAUGGCAAGUAACUGGCAAGCCAUGCAAACAUGCCUUAGCUUGGAUACUCUCCAACAGAGGCUUGAAGAUUGAAGACUUUGUCCAUCCCUACUACUCAGUAGGAAGGUUUAGAGCUGCCUAUGAAGGAAGAGUAGAGCCUAUGCAGGACAGGUCCCAAUGGCCAGAAGUAAACCUUGGUUUCAAGGUUUUCCCUCCUUUGCUGGGUAGGGCUCCUGGCAGACCAAAGGUGCAAAGGAUAAGGGGCUCAAUUGAGAAAAAUGUGAACAAAAAGAAAGUGAGGUGCAAGAGGUGCAAAAGUUUUGGCCACUUUGCCAAGACAUGCAAACAACCAAUGCAGGGAGAAGAUGGUGAGAUUGGCAACAGUAGCAGCAGCAAAGCAAGCAACAAGAGGAAGAAGACAGAGGAGGACAAUGAUGGAAAGAAAGGAAAGAAGAUUCCACAAAGAGACUAG